This is a messenger RNA of Striga asiatica, 1330 nucleotides long. The record is from the annotation of a GenBank genome assembly. Lineage: Eukaryota; Viridiplantae; Streptophyta; Magnoliopsida; Lamiales; Orobanchaceae.
CAAAAAACGAAAAGUGGGAAAGUAAUGAAAAUCAAGCUUACUAAAAGUAAAAUGUAUGUAGUGUUUACCAACACAACAGAUACAGAACACCAGUCUUAUCCCCUUUCCUCUCGCUGCGAAGUGCUGCAACUGAGUGGGAAAAGAGUACAACUCUUAUCCAUAGCUAUGGCGUUAAACUGCGCCAUUUCUUCCUCGAUGCUGUUCGCGAAGCCCUCCGACAAGUCUUUCUCCUCCUCCCUCAAGAAAACGCCUUUCCUCGGAAUCUCACUCGCCAACAACACUUCACCCAAACCGCCCAUUCAAUUGAAGGUGUCAAAGAUUUGCUGUCAAGAGAAAGCCGCUCUCGUUCCAGCUGGACAGCAAUGGAUGUUUGACGACCUGACCGGACCUGUUUUCUUGUUCUACUUUGUUUCUGGUGAAAUUCCAGUAGCCACUGGCUAUUCUGAUGUUUGGAAUAAAACAUGGUAUCCCAAAGCUGCAGACCAUCUUCCUAAGGAUAAGAAAUGGUAUGUAGUGGAUGCCACUGACAAGAUUCUUGGAAGACUGGCUUCGACAAUAGCUAUUUACAUCAGGGGAAAGAAUCUGGCAACAUUCACUCCUAGUGUGGACAUGGGAGCAUUUGUUAUUGUGGUCAAUGCUGAGAAGAUUGCUGUGUCUGGAAAGAAGAGGAUACAGAAACUCUACAGGAGGCACUCGGGAAGGCCAGGUGGGAUGAAAGUUGAAACCUUUGAUCAGCUUCAGAAGAGAAUUCCUGAAAGAAUUAUCGAGCAUGCAGUUCGUGGGAUGCUUCCCAAAGGACGGCUCGGGAGGACAUUGUUUACCCAUCUCAAGGUUUAUGCUGGUCCGGACCACCCUCAUCAGGCCCAAAAACCCAUUGAGUUGCCCUUAAGGGACAAAAGGAUACAAAAGCAGCCAUAAGAUAUUUUGAUGUGUUUCGAUCAGGAAUCAGCUAAGCAUCAACUUCUACAGUUGUUCAUAUGUUUCCGGCCGCUGACUAUCUAUUCUAAAACUUCAAACACAUCAAUAGUUGAUUCACCACUUUUUGGAGACAUUUAAUUUGAGUCAGAAUUAUGAUUCCUGUCAAGCUCCUCUUUGUUAAAUUGUAUGUUGUAAUGUUUGUAUGUUCAAUCAUUUUCAAUCAGUCUAUUUUCGCUCUCUUUGUUCUUUAUUUUCUUGAGGUCAGGUUAGUCCUAUGCUUUUGUUGGUGAUAUAAAGAUUUUGCUAGAUAUGCCAGACCUUGUGUCAAGUAUUACUGAUCAAUAGUGAAAUCUAAUGUACCCUUCGAGGUUUAGCCUUAACUACCAGAGAAAAUUAGAAAUACCUCUCGAUA